GGAGCUGUGUUGGACAGCAGGAGGAGCCGACCACCGACAGAAAAGACCGAUUCAAAGAAAGAACCCGAGUGAUACCCUGAUGCUGAACACCAGCGACGGGAAGAAAAGGGUAAUUGUUUAUUUCAACGUUUGGUUUGAACGCGGAUUUACAGGAAAUCUACGCAGGAAGCUCCGCAGCCCGAAAAUAGAGAGAGGAUAUUGAGAGAGGGAUUCAACAUGUUAUUGGAGAGAGUGACUUUGCACUGGCAGCCUCAUCCAUGUUAAUGUAAUGGAAACGUGCUCCUGGUCAGCAGCGUCUGAAAUGCAUCAGUGGAAAUAUAUGAGGAACCCCCAUGGCUAAUCAUAUGAAGUGGUGCUGGCUUGGCUUUGCCUCUCAAGAGUCGGGUGCCCUGCCCUUCCCGGCCCAGCGCCAUGCUAAGACAACACAUGGACAAUAACAAGGAGCGCUCAGUUCAACCGGUGGGAAAGCUGUGGAAAAAGUUGGUGGAAAAUCUACAGUUUGAGUCCCAAUGUCAGUCUUGUUUUUUUUAUUAUUAUUAUUAUUUUGACCUAGAUUCCCUGUAACACACAGUAGCCAUCUGAAGAAAAGCUCCUUUAUUCUCUUCCACUUCUACUCUAAGUUGCACCAACAUUGAGAUUGUAGGGGAACAUUUACAGCUGAGAAAAUGGAUGUUCAGAUUUACAGCCGCCUUCUGUUUAAAUUAAAAAUGCAUGGGGGAAAAUAAAGGGACCCAUAUGAGCAGGAGGAAGAGGCGGAACGGCAGCAUCAGUUCAAAAUGGCCCAAACCAGUUUGCUGCAGGGAAAACGCUUUUACUGCCGAGAGUGGGUCUUCCACAAGAUCCAGCACUGCCUGCAGGAGAAAACCAACAACCUGAGCGGAGUGAGCAGCACUCCCAGCAAGCAGCCCCUGCCUGUUCCCGGUGGGGGCGUGCCCGUCCCCGGCAGUAUCACGACCGGAUCGGCCAAGUCCGGUAGCUCCUGGGGGGUGUUACUGGUGGGAGGACCUGGGAGUGGGAAAACUGCGCUGUGCACGGAGCUGCUGUGGCCCACAUCAGCCCAGGGAACGUACCGCAGUCUGCACAAGCAGAGCCUGGCUUUCCACUUCUGCCGGGCCGAUGACUCGGACACGCUGUGUGUCGGUGGAUUCAUCCGGGGUCUGGUGGCCCAGAUAUGCCGAGGCGGGCUGGUGCCGGGUUACGAGGAAAAGGUCUGCGACCCGGCUGUGCAGAGCACCCUGCAGCCUGGGGAGUGUGAGAGGAACCCAGCAGAAGCUUUUAAGAAGUGUGUCCUUCUGCCUCUGCUGAGCGUAAAGCCACCUCCGCAGUCCUUCUUCCUGCUUGUCGACUCUAUUGAUGAAGGCUCCCAGCUGGGUGAGGUGGAGCAGAGGUCGUCGCCAGGGUCUCCCAGGACAAUUGCCGAACUCCUCGCCAGUCACCAUGAGUUUCUGCCUCCUUGGCUGCUGCUCAUCUGCUCUGCACGCAGGCAGAACAAAGCCAUCACCAAACUCUUCACAGGAUUCCGCAAAAUCAGUCUCGAUGAUCUGCGGAAGGCCUACAUCGUCAAGGAUGUGCAGCAGUACAUCCUUCACCGGCUGGACCAGGAGGAGGCUUUGAGACAGCACCUAACCAAGGAGACCGCUGAAAUGCUCAACCAGCUUCACAUCAAAAGCAGCGGCUGUUUCCUCUACCUGGAACGUGUUCUGGAUGGCGUAGUGGAGAACUUCAUCAUGCUUCGGGAGAUCCGUGACAUCCCAGGCACUCUCAAUGGCCUCUACCUGUGGCUUUGUCAAAGGCUGUUCGUCAGAAAACAAUUUGCCAAGGUUCAGCCCAUUCUUAAUGUAAUCUUGGCAACUUGCAGGCCACUUACAGUCAAAGAACUGUACCACGCAGUCUGGACCAAAAACAUGACACUGACUAUGGAGGAGUUUCAGAAAAAGAUGGACAUUCUCUCCAAGUUGUUGGUCGAUGGCCUUGGGAGUACUAAAAUCCUUUUCCACUACAGUUUUGCAGAAUGGUUGCUGGAUGUGAAGCACUGCACCCAGAAGUAUCUGUGCAAUGCAGCAGAGGGUCAUCGGAUGUUGGCCAUGAGCUACACCUGUAGAGCAAAGCAGCUGAAGCCUCUGGAAGUUCAGGAAUUUGCUCUGCACCUUGUCAACUCUAACUUGCAGAUUGAGCCCUGUAAUCUUGCUCUUUGGAUGGUCUGGAAUGGAACUCCCACUAAAGACUCUCUGAGCACCUCCAUACCAAGAGAGCAGGAAGUUCUGCAGCUUCUGGUCAAAGCUGGUGCUCAUGUGAACAAUGAAGAUGAUCAUGCUUCAUGCAUUGUACAGCAAGCUCUAGAGCGAGAGGACUCAAUAAGAACAUUACUUGACAACGGGGCUUCUGUAAACCAGUGUGACUCUAAUGGCAGAACUCUACUGGCCAAUGCUGCAUACAGUGGAAAUCUUGAUGUGGUUAAUUUGCUAAUAUCUAGAGGGUCGAACAUGGAGUUGGAAGACAACCAUGGACAAACGGCGCUUACUCUGGCUGCAAGGCAGGGUCAUACCAAAGUGGUCAACUGCCUUAUUGGUUGUGAAGCAGACAUAAACCACACGGAUCAUGAUGGGUGGACCGCGCUCCGCUCUGCAGCUUGGGGCGGACACUCUGAGGUUGUGUCUGCUCUUCUUUAUGCUGGAGCCAAAGUGGACUGUGCUGAUGCAGAUGGUAGAACUGCACUGAGGGCGGCAGCUUGGGGAGGCCAUGAAGAUAUUGUGUUAAAUCUUCUUCAGCACGGAGCCGAAGUCAACAAAGCAGACAAUGAAGGAAGAAAGCUGCGGCAUAUGGGGCACAGAGAAAUGGAGCUGGACCACGGAGCUGAAGUUAAUCAUGAAGAUGUUGAUGGGAGGACUGCCCUGUCUGUGGCUGCUCUCUGUAUUCCUGCUAGUAAAGGUCAUGCAUCUGUUGUGAGCCUUCUGAUUGACAGGGGAGCAGAGGUUGAUCACUGUGACAAAGACUGCAUGACUCCUCUGCUUGUGGCUGGCUAUGAAGGACAUGUGGAUGUGGUUGAUUUGCUCUUGGAAGGCGGCGCUGAUGUGGAUCACACAGACAAGAACGGGCGCACCCCUCUCCUGGCAGCUGCAUCAAUGGGUCAUGCGUCUGUGGUCAACACGCUACUUUUCUGGGGAGCCGCUGUGGAUAGCAUUGACAGCGAGGGAAGGACGGUGCUGAGCAUCGCCUCGGCUCAGGGAAAUGUGGAGGUAGUCCGAACUCUGCUGGACAGAGGGCUGGAUGAGAACCACAGGGAUGACGCAGGCUGGACCCCGCUACAUAUGGCUUCGUUUGAGGGCCACCGGCAAGUGUGUGAUGCUCUUAUUGAACAAGGUGCUCGCUGCUCAGAGGUGGAUAAUGAUGGUAGAAUACCACUGAUAUUGGCUGCACAAGAAGGACAUUAUGACUGUGUGCAAAUUCUCCUUGAGAACAAGUCGAACAUUGACCAGAGGGGGUACGAUGGAAGGAAUGCACUCAGGGUAUCUGCACUUGAAGGCCACAGAGACAUUGUUGAACUGCUGCUGAGCCAUGGUGCUGAUAUAGAUUGUAAAGACGCAGAUGGUCGCCCGACACUCUACAUAAUGGCACUUGAAAAUCAGCUGGCCAUGACGGAGUAUUUUCUUGAAAACGGUGCGAACGUUGAAGCUUGCGACACGGAGGGCAGGACAGCCCUCCAUGUAUCCUGCUGGCAGGGACAUAUUGAGAUGGUGAGGCUGCUCAUCAACUACCACACUGACGUGAACGCCUGCGAUAAUGAGAAGCGAUCCGCUCUCCAGUCUGCAGCAUGGCAGGGCCACCCCAAAGUGGUUCAGUUUUUGAUAGAGAACGGAGCGCAUGUGGAUCAUACAUGCAACCAGGGAGCAACUGCACUGGGUAUAGCUGCCCAAGAGGGACACAUCGAUGUCGUGCAGAUACUGCUGGAAAACGGUGCGGACCCCAACCACGCUGAUCAAUUUGGCCGUACGGCAAUGAGAGUGGCAGCCAAAGGCGGCCACUCAAUGAUCAUUAAAAUACUAGAAAAAUAUGGAGCCACAACAUUAAAUGGCUGCAACCCUUCCCCUGUGCAUACCAUGGAAGAGAAAACACCUUUGGCAGUGACUGGCAAAAUGCAUUCUCUCACCAUUAAAUCGAGCAGUUCUGGCAGCACAGGGGUGGGAGACGUUCAGUCAUCUGGACGCGGUCUCCCCGACGGACCUGUCCACGCUUUCAGCUCGCCAUCAGAAUCUCCCGACUCCACUGUGGACAGACAGAAGUCAUCCCUAUCAAACAAUUCCCUCAAGAGUUCAAAAAACUCCUCUUUAAGAACCACGUCAUCCACAGCUACAGCUCAAACUGUACCUAUUGACAGUUUCCAUGGAAUGACAUUCACAGAGCAGAUUCAGCAGCACUCACUGCCUCGGAGCCGAAGCAGACAGUCGAUUGUGUCCCCUUGCUCAACAACAAAGUCCGUCAGUCAGCAGCCAUCAUCUCCAUCCAACGAAUUUGAAUGGUCUCAACUGAAGUCAGGUCUGAAGUCGGCCAAAGGAACUAAGACAGGAAGCGGAACUCAAAAUAGCAAAGCAGCUCUGGGAGACAAAAAGAAAACAAAAAACAGUGGAUCCAGCCAAGGCCAGGUUUUGGAGUACGAGAUGACCCAGUUUGACAAGAGAAUGGCUUUCAACCAGUCAGUUGCCAAUAUUGCAGUGAAGGAUCCUCACUGUAAGAUCAUGAUUGGUGGUUCCAUGCAACAGGACAGAGGCCAGUGCCAAGACCCGUUCUUCAUCCAGCCACAGAGCUGCUCAGAGAAGAAAAGGAAUGGGAUUAUGACAAACCCCAAAUAUCACCUACAGGGCAACCAGGUUUUCUUGGGUCGAGUGUCAGUUCCACGGACUGUCCAGAACAGGGCCCACCAGGAUGUUUUAGAGAACUACCCCAUUGGGGAAACAGAGCUGAGCCUUAAACAAGCCCUGAAGCUGCAGAUUGAAGGAUCCGACCCAGGGUUUAACUACAAAAAGGAGACUCCGUUAUAGCUGAUGUUCUGACCACCAUCCAUCAUGCUGACAUUGGGGAAAAUGUGCCAAAGCAACAGUUUCCGUCUGCAUCACAAAACUACAUUGAAUCCCCCCAUCCUCCCUCCGUGGGACGCCAUAAAACAACUCUCUGCCUGUAGUGUAUGUGAACUGAUAUGUGCCUACAUCUGUUACAGCCUUCUGUUUUCAUUCAAAAUAUCAUUUUAAUUUAAUGUUAUACUAUUUAAUAAGCAGUGUAUGCACUUUUAAAAUAGUAAACUGACAGACAUACAUGUUUUUCCCCUUCACUUUGUAUCCCCUUCAUGUUUUAUGAGCUGUUUGAGAAAAAACAUGCCAAUUCUUCCAUUAUUAUUUUGUAGUAUGGUGUAUUUGUCUCACUGACAGCAGUGUACCAGUGGGUGCAUUGUCCCAAACAGACAGUAACUGAUGUCAUGGUUGUCAUUCAUUGCCUUUCUAGAGACCCCAAAUAAUCUGUGUUACCUUUGAUCAGAGUGCUAAAACCUUUUGUUGCGUGUAACAUUUUAAAAGCAGUUUACUGGGAUAUAAAGUGUAUUUAUUUUUUAGGAAAACAAGCCACUUUUGUUGCAUUUUUAUUUGUGUUGCAUUCUAUCAUGGUGCUGUGUUCAGAAGAUGCCUGCAGACAUUUUGGGACUUUUUUUUUGCCUUUUAAAUAUCUGAGCAGGAGGGAGGUUCAUUUAUAAUGUAAAACAAAUUUGAUUUCGUCCCUAUGGGAUUUUUCUGUUUUUGUAUUGUAUGUGUGUGUGGUGUUUUUAUGUGCAAGAGUAUUUAAGUAACCGUUGUGUAUCGUCAGCAAGGUUUUGGUGCUAAAUGCAGCAGUUUUUUUUUUGUUUUCAUUUAGCAUUUCUCAGCAGCUCUGCAAACAGAACCCUGGCUUUGUUUCUGUAUCAUUUUCAUUAUAUUCUGCUGGACUUUUCAGGGGCGUGACACAAAAAGGUUCAGCCAAUAAGACAGCCCCUAGUUGUUAGUGAUAUUGUUUGAAAUGCAGACUUUCAAGAGCCAAAGUUGAAACAGCAUACACUGUCCCACCUCCUCUUGGAGGAGGAGUUUGGUCAGCAAUGACUUGGAGAGAACUGAAACAUCUGUUUCUCAUGAACUGAGCGGAGCUGCUUUAGCAUUUACAGGCUAUGUCACAUCUUUGCAGGCUUCUCAAAAUGUUCACAGUGAGCUAUAUUUUUGCCAAGAGCUGGUAUUUUGGGGGAAGAAGAAAUCUUAUCGCAUGCACAAACACUUAUAAACCCCCAGUGAAACCUCUCUGUGUGCCACGAAGGGCGAAUGGAAGGAUUUUAGGCAGGAAAUCAUGAUGUAUAGUGUUAUUAAACAGUUCUCUUGUUGGUCUCGAACCUGUUCUGUCUGUCCACUUUGAUUUGACUCAGUGAUUGGAUUGUAAAUAGCUUAUUGUGUACAUUUAACUUUCAUUAAAAUAAUUUCUGUAUUAUACAAAGCUGAAUUUUCUGAUGUAUAUUAAAAGUGCUUAAUAAACAUAUUUGCUUUACUGCUGAAAAAU
Molecule: messenger RNA, 6561 nt
Organism: Poeciliopsis prolifica (blackstripe livebearer)
Lineage: Eukaryota; Metazoa; Chordata; Actinopteri; Cyprinodontiformes; Poeciliidae
Product: ankyrin repeat domain-containing protein 50-like
Molecular function (GO): protein binding
Source: RefSeq, a predicted model, not a curated record